This is a messenger RNA of Tigriopus californicus, 1305 nucleotides long. Its product is annotated as peflin-like. Gene Ontology annotation, biological process: COPII vesicle coat assembly. Gene Ontology annotation, molecular function: calcium ion binding. Lineage: Eukaryota; Metazoa; Arthropoda; Copepoda; Harpacticoida; Harpacticidae. The coding region runs from base 276 to 1106 and encodes 276 amino acids. The transcript is spliced from 6 exons. The record is from RefSeq and is a predicted model, not a curated record.
UGGAUCGAGCGAUCCAGUCUGAGUGGAUGGCUCACCCAUAAAAUACAUACACUCACUGGAGUCAAGUCAGUCAAAUCCAACCCUGCUUAGGCACGCGUGUAGAUCCCGUCAAGAUUGAUUAAGGCGUGUCUGAUUAAGUGCAUUGGUAAGCCUACUUGAGUGCGUGUUGGUCUGAGAUCGCAGAUUGAUUCCCACGCGAUUUCGUAUCCUUGACAUCUGAUUGCUGGAAAAAACCGCGACCCAUUCUUCGAUCCAUCGAUUCAUCGAUUGAAGUCAUGAGCGGCUAUCCCGGAGGAGGCGGAGGCUAUCCUCAACAGUCCGGUGGUUAUCCUGGCGGCGGUGGCGGUUACCCUGGCGGUGGAAAUGUCGGUGGUGGUUAUCCCGGCGGUGGAGGCUAUCCAGGAGGCGGAGGUGCCGGGGGUUACUCGGGCGGUGGUGGCGGCGGCGGCGGCGGCUAUCCGGGCGCUAGUGCCCCUCCGGGAGGUGGCUAUGGUGUGUCUCCCGGAGGAUAUGGUGGUGGUGCCCCUCCACCUCAAAAUUAUGGCGGUGGCCCACCCCGAAAUUCGGGGGCUUUUCCCGGCGCUCCGCCCACUCCACAAGUGGACUCUAAUAUCUCACAAUGGUUCAAUGCAGUCGAUCAAGAUCGGUCCGGAUCGAUUACGGCACCGGAGCUUCAAAAAGCCCUGGUGAACGGCAAUUGGAGUCAUUUCAGCGAAGAAGCUUGUCGAAUGAUGAUUGACAUCUUUGACAAGAACGCUUCGGGAACGAUCGACUGCGACGAGUUCCAGCAGCUGUAUAGUUACAUUAAUCAAUGGAAGUCCGUUUUCGAAUCCUUUGACAAGGAUCGUUCGGGGAGGAUUGAAGAGUCAGAGUUGAUGCAAGCGUUCCAACAAAUGGGAUAUCGUUUCACUCCGACCUUCGUUCAGAAUCUUCUUUCCAAGUAUGAUCCCCGAUCGAGGAAACUCACUCUGGACAAUUUCAUCGUGGCCUGCGUGCAGAUCAAGCGGCUAACCGAUUCGUUCCGCGCUCGAGAUCGAGAAAUGAGAGGGCAGGCCAACUUUCAAUAUGAGGACUUUGUAGGUCUAGCCAUGGGUGCUCACAAGUGAGCUACAUCUCUGUGGGCUGCCGCCAUCAACCUGGAUAUGCUGAUUCUGAUGGAAAAGCAGCCUCAUCCGACCAUAAGCACCUCCUCACUUUCCCUUCUUCAAUAUCUUUUUGGUUGAUCUUUUGAAACUUGUGUUUGAUGUUAUGUAAACCCACGGGAGCAACGACUUUGAAAACAAAUAAACAAAUUUAUUCAAAUCA